This is a messenger RNA of Coturnix japonica (Japanese quail), 8255 nucleotides long. The record is from RefSeq and is a predicted model, not a curated record. NCBI's taxonomy places the organism in Eukaryota, Metazoa, Chordata, Aves, Galliformes, Phasianidae.
UGCAAUUUUUUCAGUACAACUUCCUUUCAGCCGCCCUAACUCCUUGCCACGGGUCAGCUUGAUAGCUGAUUCUCUCCCAAGGCUGACCCUGAUACAGGUUACCUGUUCAGGCACCAUUCGUGGCAGGAAAGUCGUGGACUCCAUUUCUGAUGCUGAAUGAAGAUCUUUAUUGCAGUUGCUUACAACUUUUUAUGCCUGUGCAACAACCCCUUGCUCACAUGUACCAACCAGCUGCCUCGUGUGUGUUUACAUCUGGUCCAAGUAGCUACUAAACUUGUUUACUCACUUGCAAGGUAACGACUUUCUUUGUCCCAUGAUGGUCUCUGCAUGCUUUCUUUCCACUUAAGCCACAGUUAUUGUACAAUCCUAGCAUGGUUUGAGUUGGAAGGGACCUUAAAGCCCACCCAGUCUAGAGCACAUUUUCUGGGUUCUCACCAGGUUGUACCAAACACUGAACAUUCCAAUGACCUCAAUUCCUGUGCAGAGCUGGUCCAGUUGAGAAACUACUGAUAGAAAAGAGAAGGGGCUCAGUGCCUCUGAUAGAGCUGUGCUUGCCCUGCUAUAGACCUGGGGCUUUCUCUGUGCUAUGAGGGCUCCCUGAGAUGAUUGCUGACAGUUUCAGAAAUGCUUUGGGUAUGCCAGUUUCAUUUGCAGCUUCGGCUUCAGGGAGGAGAAGGCUUCCGCUGCCCCACCAACAGGAAGCUGCAGACUGUGAAGAGGUUCUGGGCUGCGUAGCAGAAGUGUUAGAGCCAAGCUCAGAAAGCAUCUGGUCCGCAGAGCACCGAAAGUGCAGCCAUGGAGUCCCAGGAGAAAGAAGCAGAUGAUGUGGAAAAGGCAAAACUUGCUAAACAACUGCUGGCAGAAACAUUUCAGAGUGAAGGGCUGGAUGAAGAAUACUGGCUUCCCAAGCUGAUGAACAUAUUAGGUGUGAAAUCCAAAGAAGCUUUGAAACAUCUGCAAUAUGAAGACUACCUGAAGCUGGAGAGUGAGGUACAGUACCCCUGGGAGAAAAGGGCACUCCGAAAGCUUCUCCAAAUUACAGACAGCAAGGCAACUGUUGAGGAGAAGCUGAAUCCGCGCCUGGAAAUGCUGAAGCAGAGGCAAGAAGAAGCCAAGCUGGCCCUGCAGGAGCUGAAAGAAAUGCAUGACAGCCACAGUCACAGCAAGGAGAUGGUGACACGGAAAGUGGAGGCACUAUGGCAAGCCAUGGACAUUCCCAAGGAGUACUGGCCACCACCAGAGAACACCUUGCCAGGUGUGCUUGCAAGCAUCCAGAAGCAACUGGAACGGCAGGAGGUGUCCUUGGGCAGGAGUGAGAAUGUCUCUGAUGAGGAGGUGCUGAGACGGGCGUCAGGAGGGCUGGCUCUGCAGGGCAUUUACCAAACCAACAACCUGGCAGAUGUGCUGGCAAAGCGAGAGCAGCUCAUCAGAGUCCCCGUGGGUUUCAAGCUUGCUGGUCCAGAGCAGAAGUCACAGUUUGAGAGGAGGGAGUUCUCCUCCUCUGCAGCAGAAGCCAAUUUCACCAGGUCCAUGGAGCAGCUGGGAUUCAGCCUAAGCGUUUCUGCCAAAGCCGCGUUCUGGGGGUUCAGUAUUGAAGGAGGUACAAAUCACAGCAGCUCCUCAGAGGAGGAAGACACUCGCCACUCAUGUUCAGAGCAGACGUACAUUUGUAGCAGCAGGUACCACUACAUCCCCACGGCCUCCUGCUUCUUCCAAAGGGACCAACUUCGCCUCUCAGAUGGGGCCCUGAGGGAGCUGCAAUGCAUCGAGGACCUUCUGAGCGUCACCCAGGAGGCAGACAGGCUCCACAUGCUGAAGAGCAGGUGUGCCAGCUUCUUCAGCAGGUUUGGGUCACACGUCAGCCAGGGACCCCUCCACUUUGGGGGCAUAUUCUGGUGGAAAGGUCUCACCAUAACAUCCAAAAGCAGCGAGGUGUCCUUUGAGCAGAAGAAUGACCGCUUGGCUUUCAUGGAAGAUAAGAUGAAGAACACGUGGUCUUCUGAGAUAGAAGAUCUCCUCAAGAAACAGAACAUGGUCAGAGACUGGAAGGUGCUGGAAAGAGACUUGCAGUCCUACAUCAGCGGGCAAUUGCAGAACACCUCUGUCAAUCUCAUGAAACACGGCAUAAUCAAAGACAUGGAAGGAACACUGCCUCCCAGUCCAUCCAAACACAAAUCAGAUGACAUGAAAUCCCAAACUCAUCAAGCCAGUGCAAACCCAGAGUUCCUCAACUUACUUAAGCGCCUUGGGCUAGAGAGAUACUAUCCAAGAAAAAUGGGGUCAGAAGACUUCCACAUCAUACACAAGACAUCUGUACAUGACAGCCAGCCCCGCGAGGAGAGUGAACUACCUUUUUACUUCCUGCAAAAGCUACUGUGUGUGGACUACAGGGUGAGGUACCUGACUUGCAAGGACAAGAGUAAGCCAGAAGUCUUGCCCACACCAAAAGCCACUGAGGAAGAGCCUUCUGAUUCCUUUGAUGACUUUUUCCGUCAGUUGGAUGAAGGAGCCUCUGAGUCUGCAAUCAGGGAGAGCCACGUGCACCCUAUGGACAUCCAGAUGGCCAUUUUUCAUUGCGCCAAUGAUUUCAUGAGGCAGUACAUAUCCUCAAAGCUUGCCUUCUGCCAGUUUGCACUCCCCCUCCUGGUACCCAACCCAUGCACAACAAAGAUCGAGCUCCCUCUCUGGUCCCUCAGCCAAAUCAAAAAGAGCUGGAAUGGAGCAGCAAAAUCAGGAGAGCAGAUGAAAAGUAGCAGCUACACAAACAAACUCAUUUAUCAGGCAGAGACACCCAUUGUGUCCUUCAUACGCAUCGGCAGCUCUCCGUCCUCUUCCAAGUCGCAGCUCCUGAACGCUCUCCUGAGCAAACAAAAACACGACAUAUUUUUCCACAGGCAUUGCAAAGGCAGCACCAAAGACUGUUUGCUGAUGAAAGGUGUGGUGGAGAUCUCCUGGUAUUGUCCCUGUGGUAGCGACGAUGACAGUUUUGACAGCUGUGUUGCAUUCUGUAACCUGCACGGAGAUGCCAGGGAUCACGAGCCACAGCUGAGCUUCUUGCAGGAGAUCUCUGCUGUGGUGGUCGUUCUCCUUUCUGAGUCAAUUCUGAGUGAGAAGAAAUGCAGGAAAAUUUUGCAAGACCUGUGGCAGUCUCAGAGGCCUUUGGUUUGUCUUUUCACUGAGAAAGAGAACAUUGCAGCUGGCCGAUCUAGCCAAAAUGUAAGAAUAGGUAUCAAGAACAGAAACGAAGCAGAAUUAAUGGGCGAGCUGACAAAAACAAUCCGAGAUCUCCUGCAGGGCUCAAGCACACUCCAUAGCCUUGAUAGUGUGUCUGAACAGGCUCGCCAGCACGGAUUCUUAGUUGAUGAAGAUCAGGAAGCGUGGAUGUGUAGCCAAAGGGAGGGCAAAGAGCUGGUGAGUCUGCUCAAGGAAGAGAAGCUGUCUGAGAUCAAAACAAAGCUACUGCCUCUUCAAGGAAAACUGUGGUACGAUUGGUGUAGAAAGGACAAAGAACUCACUCGCUUACAGGAGAAGGGGAACAACAGCAUAGAACAUCAUCGAAGCCAAAUUUGAAAGUACAAAGCUGCAAUAAGAAGAGAGCAAGAUAGCAAAGUACGCAGCCUCAAUCCGCUGAUGAAAUCAGUCCUUGGCUUUCUCCAGUCCCAGGCCAGUCAAACACCAAGAAAUACUUCCUGCAGUGCUGAUGAAGGUCUUCAUCCGAUGACCUGCCUCCCGAUCGCCUUAGAUGAACUGCAAGAAAGAGUAUCAUCAUUAUGGUCUCAAAUCCUGGCAAUGAAGAAAAGCAAUGAAGAAAGCAACUCCAAAACUGUAAUGAUGACAAGAUUAGAUUCCCUUUCCAAUGAAGUCAACAAUGCGUCCAUUGGCCUUGAGCAUAUUUUGAGAGAGGUAGGGCAGAUUUAUGAAGCUCUUGAAUCAACAGACUCCAAAGAUGAACGUUUACAAAAACUACCUGAAAUUGCAGCUGAUCUGAUGGUUUCUGGGUAUCCUAUUGAGCUGAUGGAUGGUGACGCUUCUUACGUACCCUUACAGUGGGUUGCAGCAAUCUUUGACAAGUUAAUUGAGAAGUUAGGUGACAAGCGAGUCUUUGUCCUCUCGGUGCUUGGCAUCCAGAGCACAGGGAAGUCAACCCUACUGAACGCCAUGUUUGGUCUCCAGUUCAAUGUCAGUGCUGGCAGAUGCACUCAGGGAGCUUUUAUGCAGCUCAUCAAAGUGGAUUGGAAGCUGCAGCAGGUUGUGAACUUUGAUUACAUUCUCGUGGUGGACACUGAAGGACUUCGUGCCAUAGAGAUGGCCAAUAAGCGGUCACUGAAUCAUGACAAUGAGCUGGCCACCUUUGUCAUUGGCAUUGGCAACAUGACUCUGAUCAACAUCUUUGGAGAGAACCCUUCCGAAAUGCAAGACUUCCUUCAGAUUGCUGUGCAGGCUUUUCUGAGGAUGAAGCAAGUCAAGCUUUCCCCAAGCUGCCUGUUUGUACACCAAAAUGUGGGUGAAAUAACGGCAAAGGAACAGAACAUGGAAGGACAGAGGCGUCUGCAGGAGAAGCUGGAUGAAAUGACAGUGAUAGCAGCCCAGCAGGAAUACUGUGACGUCACCUGCUUCAGUGAUGUCAUCCGCUUUGACGUGAACACCCACAUUCAUUACUUUGCUCACCUGUGGGAGGGUAACCCACCAAUGGCACCACCCAACCCCACCUACAGCCAGAACGUCCAGGAAUUAAAGAGCAAAAUUCUGCAAGCUGCCAAGAAGGAAUCUCUGGGCAGUGUUCUGAGGCUGUCCAGCUUGAAAGAUCGUAUUAGUGACCUGUGGAACGCCUUGCGGAAUGAAAACUUCGUCUUCAGCUUCAAGAACUCAGUGGAGAUUGCUGCAUACAAGAAACUGGAAACAUCCUUUAGUCAGUGGACCUGGAAGCUGAGAAGGCACAUCUUGGACUUGCAAAUGAAACUGGACAAUAAAAUUCGGAAUGGAGAGCUAGGGAAAAUCACAACAUAUGAGCUUGAAGAACAGGUGCGAGAAACAAGUGAUGCCAUCAACAAAGAUGUGGAGAAGUUCUUCAGGGAAGACAGAGACUGUGAGAUAUUGAUUCAGUGGAAAAGUAACACGGAACUGAAGCUGAGAGAGCUAAAAGCGUCCCUUCUGGAUGAAACCAGGAGGAAGUGUGAGAAACUUCUAGAACUAAAGAAGAAUCAGAGUAAACUGGAUGAGAGGAAAUCUGAAUAUGAAAAUGAGCUCCUGAAAAAGAGCAGGGAGCUGGCUCUGUCUCUUAAGGGACAGGAAUUAAGUGAACGAGAAUUGAGAAAGAACUUCAAUUUCCUCUGGGUGACCUGGGUUACUGAAGUGUCUUCUAAUGCUCCCCGUCUGGAAGAGGUGAACAUUGAUGUGGAAAUAGAAAAUGUCCUUAUAGAAAAUUUCAAGGAGCCUAAUAUAGCGGAACGAAUUGAGAAGUUUUCUAACCAGCCCACCUUUACACUUGAUGUGAAGAAACACAUAUCCAAGAAAAAGGUUUUGGGUGUUAUUCGCUAUGGUUUUGGUGAGUGCAAUGUGAGCAGCUUCCAGUACCUUACAGACCGCAUCAUAAGGCGUGUGAAGGAAAACAUUGACCAGAAGGAAAAGGACAAAAUGGAUUACAGUUGCACUUUUAUUCAUGAAAUACUAAAGGAAGUACAGGAAGGUAUCGAAACUGUCCCUAGCUCUGAAAAAUAUCAUUUUACAAAAGAAUACCGAAUAGAUCUUUCGGUGUAUCUGUGCAGAAUGGCAGCAGCCAGGUUUAAGGAGAUGCAUGCGGCCUUCAGGAAAGCAAAUGACCCAGCUAUCUACCUGGAGAGCAAGAGAGAAGAUUUCUUCAAAUGUUUCCAGAUUUCCUGCCAAGGAGCCACUUCUAUCACAACAUUUGCUGAUUUCCUCUGCAGCAAGAUUGACCCAGGUCUUCGCCUGGCCAUUUAUGACAAGACAGCUCUUGUCAUAGCUGAGCGUAUGAGGAGUGAAGUACCAGAUUUCAGUGGCAGUAGAGCCAAUCUGGAAGUCUGCAUACUGAAAUACCUGGCACAAGAAGAAAAGUUUGAAAACUACAAGCUUUACCUUAGUUCCCCAGUAGACUUUUUGGAGAGCUACAUUCAGACACAUGUUGAGACAUACUGUUUAGAUCAGAACAGACGGCUGGUGAUGUUUCUAAAUACAACUCUUACCCAGUACUAUGAAACCAUUCAGAAAGCUGUUUUUGCAUCAACCGCAGUUGUCAAAGGCAGAAGAGACAGCAAUAAGAUCAUCUCUCUUUGGCUGGAUGAAUUCUGCAGAGAACUUGGAGGAGUCCUAAGAUUGCCCAGGGGUGACCUGGUUGGCAUUGAACAUCUGGAGAUAACUGACAUAGAGUUUCUGAAUGACGCCAUGAUGAAGGCCCUUUCACCUCUGAGGAAUCGUCUCAAGGAAGAGUUUGCUCAUGCUGAUUUGAGCUCAUUUGAAAAGCAGCCUCACAGGAUACUGGUGGAACAGUUUCCGGGGUGCAAGGAGCAGUGCCCAUUUUGCGGGUCAGUUUGCACAAACACUAUACCAAACCACGAUGGAGACCACCAGCUUGUCUUCCAUCGUCCACAAGUUUUGGGCAAAUGGAGAGUGUAUAAAACAGACAUCUUUGUCACUGAUAUUUGCUCUAGCAGUGUUGCCAGUGAUAAGCUCUUCAGGGUUAGCAAAUACCGGUGGUUACCCUACAAGAAAUACCGAGAUGCAGGACCUCCUUUUUCCACUUGGAACAUUCUUCCUGAUUCAUCCAUGCAAAAAUACUGGAAAUGGUUUGUGUGUCAUUUUAGGGAACAGCUAGAAGAAUUCUUCAAAGGUAAAUUCCACGACAGAGGAGAAAUCCCUGCUUCUUGGCACAAAGUUACAAAGCAGGAAGCACUUGAUGAACUGAGGUAGGCUAAGCUGACAUGAAGGAAAAUCUGCACAUUUCUGCAUCAGCCAUUCAUAUAGGCAAGGUUAAGAGCAAGGCAGCAUUAGAAAGCACCAAAGUAUCUGCUAUGUGAAAGUAAAUGACAUUGGCAAAAGAACAGUUUCCCUGCAGGAAAUCAUCAUCACGCUUAAAGAAAGGACAGCGAUGUCUGAGUGCAGGUAAACAUUUGUGGGCAUUUAAAAACCCCUUCUUGCUAAACUUAGUACCCCGCUCAGUGAUAGUGAUUAAUCUCAGUAUUCAUUAGGUAUCCUUCCUAUGUUAAGAUGUGCCCACAUUUCCACGAGCUCCUGCUCAAGUCCCCUGUUGAACUUCCCUCUAUCUCGCUGACAAUCCAACUGCAUUUAGCGUGUGCUUAGAUUCUGGGCAAAAGCCCAUUGUAGAACCAACACAGAGAAUUAGUUAUCUCUGCAGCUUCCUCAGCAGGCAUCAGCAGUGUGUGAUGUUAGCAUUUGUGUUUUGAAGUCAGCCGGGAACUGGGUGCUGGUCUGUAGAACAUCUCACCAGCUCUGCCUGUACCAGCUCAGGCACCAGUAGGGUUUGCUGCACAGUUCCUGCAGUACUGUUGAUGCUCCUGGAGAGUUGGUGUUCGUUAUAAGCAUUUGUAGCCUUGCUAAUGAACUGGUAGAGUUGGACUGGACUGGUGUCUGCAUGCUUUCUUUCUUCUUAAGCCACAAUUAUUAUAUAUUCCUAGCAUAGUUUGCUUUGGAAGGGACCUUAAAGCCCACCCAGUCUCAAUCCCUGCUUUGGGCUAGAACACCGCUCACCAGGUCAGGCUGCCUGAAGCCCCAUCCAGCUUGGUCUCGAGCACCUCCAGGCAUGAGGCACCCAUUGCUUCUCUGGGCAGCCUCUGCCAGGGCCUCAGCACCCUCUGACUGAAGAAUUUCUUCAUAUUUUCUAAAUCGAAAUCUAAAUGUCCACUCAUUUGGUUUAAGACCAUUCUUAACCAUGUGACAGUCCCUGACAAAUCGUCCUUCCCAGCUUCCCUGUAGACACCUUUAGGUACUGGAAGGCCACAGAGAAGUCUACCUGGAGCCCACUCUUCUCUGGGUCAAACAAGCCCAACUUUCAACCCAUCUUCAUAGGAGAGGUGCUCCAGCCUUCUGAGCAUCCUUGUGGCCCUCACUGCCAAGGAACUGUGGGGCUCCAUCCAGACAGCAUUCCCCUUCUUUGUAGUCAAACUUUCUGUGCCCACUGCCACACAAUCUAUAUGCACAGCCCUCCUACCCUGUUGUAGGCGUUAAGUCCUUGCCACCCCGGGGGGCAGGGAGUGCAGGGAUGUUGCCGUGUUGGGGGGUGG